Molecule: messenger RNA, 2953 nt
Organism: Haliotis rubra (blacklip abalone)
Lineage: Eukaryota; Metazoa; Mollusca; Gastropoda; Lepetellida; Haliotidae
Product: fibrinogen-like protein 1
Exons: 5
Coding region: 215-1300 (361 amino acids)
Source: RefSeq, a predicted model, not a curated record
CCAAUGAGAAUGCCCCUACAACAUCAAUAAUGUAGCUUUCAGAAUUGUGAGCUGACAUGCAAUGGCAGAAUCGCCGUGGAACUGAGGAUACAAACUCCACACUUCGGUCCCGGUUUUUGUACAGGCGCCACGUUGUUUUGCUGGUUGGUAGUUUCCAGUAAGUUAUUUGGAUUCUCAUUUGUGAGUACAAUACGCACCAUUUCAAUCAUUUAGCAUGACUGGAAUAUUAUACAUUUGGAUUGUUCUGUUAUUUGGAAUAAUGCCGGACUGUCGUUCAUACAUGACACUCUCCAGUAUUGAAUCUUGUUAUGACCCGACACAAACACCCGAAACAUACUACACCAUCACCGGCAUCAGCGUUCCACAAUGUGGAAUCAUGUGCGCAGGGGAUGAGAGAUGUAUGUCCAUCAGCAUUAAACGUGACGGGAACACUGUCACAUGUUAUCACAAUAGUGGAAGGAGACUGUUGAGUACAGGAUGCGACAACCAGUACAGCCAUUUCAAUGGGUACCAUUCAAGUUGUCAUUACCACGGAGUCUUUCUGAAUGACACCUAUGGCUGCAGAUGUUACGGUGGCUAUAUUGGUGCAUGGUGUGAACGACUAAUGGAAGAUUGUUCUGAGGGAGCCUCAACGGAUCAUUACAAAGACUUUACAGAGUCUGAUGUGUUCCACAUCCAUCCCAGCAAUGCUCCUCGGGCUUUUAAGGUUGUUUGUACUAUGGACGGAUGGUCACCUGGAUGGACAUGGUUCUUUAAGCGACGCUUUGACAGUCCCUACGUGAACUUUACACGCCCAUGGGAAGACUACAAACAUGGGUUUGGAGACUUCAGUAACAGUGGCAAUUUUUGGACAGGAUUGGAUACGAUGUAUCAUGUGACCAACAAUCGCCCACAAAGACUGAAGGCAUAUAUUUCUUUUAAAGAAGAUGGGAAAUGGGUAUUGAGGACCUAUGCCUACAAGAAUUUUCAGGUGAGCAGUGAAACAUAUGGUUAUAACUUCUCGUUUUUGUCUGGCGUGCCACCCGGCCCCAACCAUGAAAAAGCGAUGGAUGGCCUCUCUCUAUUUCUGGGAGCUAAAUUUUCCACUUACGAUGUCGACAAUGACAACGAUAGCAGUGACAACUGUGCAAAUAUCCACCAGUCUGGGUGGUGGUUCACCACAUGUGAUGGCUACAAUCCCACAGGGCAACCACAACCUCCAUCAGUUCAGUACAAGACAUCGGACCCCACUCAAAUGUCCUGGCCUAACACACUGAACUACAGCGCUGCCCGAGUAAAUAUGUUCCUGAUUGCCGAUUAGAACUGCAGAUAGAUGGGAUACACAGGAUGACUUUGAUAUCACAGAACUGUUGGAUACUGUUCGAUUGUUGGAUUGUUCAGGAUCAGAAUAAUUGCCAAUGUUCCACGUUAGGACAGAUUGGGCGAUUGUUUGUCAAUGUUCAGAGGCAGACAUGCCUUGAAUGGUAGUAUGCAGUAUAACACAACGAACAAAGUCUCAGACUCAGACUCAUAUGUGAAGCGACGCAACUGAAUAUUGUUAAAUGCGUCUUGUAUAACUCACGCCCUGUUUGUCAGAGAGGCAUGAAGAGGAUGGCUUUGAUAUCACAUAACUGUUGAUAAACUGUUCGUUCCUGCAAGGUCGAUGAUCAGAAUAAUUCCCAGUGAUGGAUGGUUGAUUGUUAGGCUGCCCUGGCAGAUCAGGAAUAUCAUCUUCAUCGUGAAACAACCAAAAAGACUCAGUCAUAAGCGAAGCAACGCAACUGAAUAUUGUUAAAUGUGGCGUCAUACAUAACCUCACAUCAUCACAGAACACACAAUAUAAGCAUCUACUUUGAACAGUCCUCGUUUGGUCCAAGAUCAGUACAAGUACAUGAUAUAAUCAUGUUACAGUUAUGGUAUUCUAUACACGACACACAUCAAUGAAAACUGAAUUUAAUAAUUUUAGAAAAACACAGUAUUUUAUCAUUUUGAUUCAUUUUUCAGCUGUUUAUGCAUGUAAAAAUGAAAUUUAAAACUUGCUCACAAUAUUGCAUCCAAAUUCGUCAGUUGACAAAUCCAUCAUCAUUUGGACUCAUUGUUUAGCUGUUUCUGCAUAUAUCUAACCUGCAGUUACAAGGUGAUAAGUGUUGUUUGUUUUAUAUGCAUUCUGUAUUUGCAAUUUGACAAUUUGUGUAGUUGUAUUCAAUUCUCGACACCCAUCUCACGUCUUCUCGUAUUGAUUAUGCAUAUGUAUAUCUUAUGUACACCCCGUGUUCAUUUCCAAUAUGUUUACAGAGCUUAGAUUUUAUCAACGAUGAAUGUGAGAUAGAAAUGUAAUCUCGAAUGAACGCUUCACAAUUAAUUGCAACCUCAAACUAGUACGUGUGUGUGUGUGUGUUUGUGUGUGUGUGUGUGUGUGUGUGUGUGUGCAAUCUAUAGUAAAGAAAGCUGACAUUCGAACCAGGUUGUAAAUGUACCACUGUAACAUCUAUAAGAAACUAUUGACGUAUCAGUGGUUUGGAAUUCAUUUUUACAUGGAAGUUUGAUUGAAAGCAUUACUUGAUUCAAAGGCUCCAUAAAAAUUCGAACGAAAAAUAAACUUAGAGUCUAUCAUAUCUCGUUUUAGGGUAACAAUAAAACAUUCAUUGUAUUUGUGAAACCGAGCCCUGUAUGUCAGUGACACGUGACAGUUGACAAAGCUUACAGCAUAUUUUCCUUACCAACAACUAUAAAAUUAAAUUGCAGCAACGUAAUCGAUAUUUGCUUUCUUUGUCUCCGAGUCUCUGCAGUUCGGUGUGACCUUCAGAACAGUUUCGUUAUCCGUUAUGUUCCUCCAUGGAACCAGUUCAUUCUGGAUGACUUUACUACACGUACUGUUUAGUUUUUACUUCUGACUACAUGUGAUUGUUAAGUAUACCUUGCUGUUUGUGAGAAACGUAAAAUGUGUCUAUAUGGCAUUAAAUAUUUCAUUUUA